Messenger RNA from Staurois parvus, 287 nucleotides. The record is from the annotation of a GenBank genome assembly. NCBI's taxonomy places the organism in Eukaryota, Metazoa, Chordata, Amphibia, Anura, Ranidae.
AUUCAAAAUGAAUGCCACUACACACAAUACAUAUGCACAGUGGACGAGUGGUCAUGAGGGGGGCAUUGUAGUGCCAUUCAUUUUUAUUUGCACCCCAAUGCACCUCAUGUGGAAGCAGAGGCAAACUGACCAUUUGGAAACUCGGGCACUGCCCGAGGGCCCGAGGUCAGUAGGGGGCCCCAUGAGAUGCCCCUGGUACCUUUUUCAUAGGCUUUUUUGAGUUUGGGCAAGGACACAGGGGCCCCAUGAUCCCCUAUUGCCCGGGGGCCCCAUGAGUUAUCAGUCCG